Messenger RNA from Triticum dicoccoides, 695 nucleotides. RefSeq names its product mitochondrial zinc maintenance protein 1, mitochondrial-like. The transcript has 2 exons. Gene Ontology annotation, biological process: mitochondrial respiratory chain complex III assembly. The coding region runs from base 66 to 389 and encodes 107 amino acids. Gene Ontology annotation, molecular function: protein folding chaperone. Gene Ontology annotation, cellular component: mitochondrial matrix. The record is from RefSeq and is a predicted model, not a curated record. Lineage: Eukaryota; Viridiplantae; Streptophyta; Magnoliopsida; Poales; Poaceae.
UGCAGACUCUUGUGCCCCUACAAGGCUACAACGCCUCGAGGCCACACACCUCUUCGUCUCUAAAAAUGGCGGCGGCGGCGGAGGGGCUGGCGGCGUACCGGGCUGUGUUGCGGGCGGCGCGGCGGACGUUCUCAGGCGACCAGCUGAUGCUGACGGAGUCGGCGGUAGAGAUCCGGCGCCGCUUCGAGGAUCACCGCGGCCUCGCCCCGGGAUCGGAGGACGCCGUCCGCGCCCUCUCCGAGGCCCGCGAGGCCGCGGACUUCAUCGCCAACAUGAUCGUCCAGGCUAAGCGCUCACCCUCCGGAUCCUUCGUUGUGAAGCCUGAGAAGGCACAUGCCGGGGCUACGCUUGAGAUUCCUUCCGAGGAGAUCCUGUCUACGUUGAAAUAGGGGAGGUUUGCAUUAUCCGCUGUGCAAGCGUCACUGAUAGGCUAGUUAUAAUAAGACCAUUUCCUGUCGUCCGUCUGUCAUAGUAGCGGUCAACAACAUAGUUGCAGCACUUCCUUUGUCAAGUACAAGCCAUCAUGUUUUGCCUACUCUGUCUUGAGAACAAUUUCUAGCCGCCCUAAAUCGCCUUAUCCAGGCAAGUCACUGGAACCAUAAAGUUUUUCCCGGAUGAAUUGGUACGGUUUUUGGAGGAUUAUUUACUGAUUUCUGCUGCCCGGGGUUCAUCAUUAAUUCAUAUCAUGUUUCACU